Messenger RNA from Nematostella vectensis (starlet sea anemone), 2085 nucleotides. Its product is annotated as cilia- and flagella-associated protein 45. The coding region runs from base 151 to 1821 and encodes 556 amino acids. The record is from RefSeq and is a predicted model, not a curated record. The transcript is spliced from 10 exons. NCBI's taxonomy places the organism in Eukaryota, Metazoa, Cnidaria, Anthozoa, Actiniaria, Edwardsiidae.
GUCGCACCCUUUGUGAUUGUUACUACGCAGGUCGCCAGGGCGACAGAGGAAGUAAAGUUUAUCGUUCGCACGGUGAUCGCCAUAUUGAUUCUCCGACUGGUUUGAGAGAGCUGCCAAGACGAAUUAUUAGAAUUUUCACUUCUAAACAACAUGCCCAACAGCACUGUUGUUUCGGUCGACUCGGCCGGAUCGUCUGGAUCAAGGCGAUCUUGGACUCGUCAGUACCGGACAGUUAAUAAAACAUCUACAGUGGAUGAGAACUUAUUCGGCUCGCCACAGAGAACAACUAAACCUCGUAAACAAAUGGGAGGUGAAGAGCUUCUUGUCGAGCGACGUUCAAGAUCAGCACCAAAUGCAACUGGGCGAACACCAAAGACACAAGAGCCAGAAACAAUCCAAGUUAUAACCAAGGAUUUGAUCCGGAGACUACGGAUCCCUGAGGAAGACCCUUCUGGUCGUUCAAUGAUCUUGGACUGGUCUGAAUUUUCGCGAAUCAAAUCAGCUUCCCGUGUUAUUUCCAAAGAAGAGAGAGAAGCUGCCCACAACGAGAUGAAGAGAAAGAAGGAGGAACUGCAGAAUGCAUCUGAGGAGAGGAAAAUCUUUAUGCAGAUGAUGGACUUGAAAAGGAAGGAAAAUGAAAAGCUCACUGACUUAGAAAUUGAAGCCCAGCAGAAAAGCCAACAUUUGCUUGAAAAUGCCAACAAACAAAUGGAAGAACAGGAGGAUGAAAUUAAAAAAUUAAAUGAGCUCAUUUUGAAUGCCAAGUGCCAUGCCAUUCGAGACGCACAGCUCAUUGAAAAGGUGGAAGUAAAGAAAGAGCAGUUGGUUGAAGAGAAGCGAUUAGACGAGAUGAUGGAAGUUGAGCGUCUCAAGAAGCUUCAAGAGGAAGAGGAGCGAGAAAAAGAGAGGCAUAUCGAGCGAUUGAAGGGUGCUGCAGUUCUAAAUAUCCAGAUUGAAGACAAUAAGCAACAACGAUUGCUGGAAGAGGAGAAAAAAGACCAGGAGACACAAGCUAUGCUGCAGUACCUUGAAAGGCUAAAGGACGAAGAUAUGGAAGCCCUUGUCAAGAAACAUGAGACUCAGAAAAACCUAAUGAAAGAGGUGGCCAAAGCUAAUGAGGAGAUAAAGCGACAGAGCGAGGUCAAGAAACAGCAGGAGAAAAUGGAGGAGCUAAAGGUGAUGGAAUACUUGAAGCAGAAGGCUGAGCGUGAGGAGGCGUACCAGAGGGAACAGGAGAAGAUUAGGAUAGAGAAGGAGAAAGAGAUUGCACGUCUGAGGGCUCUGCAGGAGAGAGCUAAGGAUGUCCAGGCAGAAAAGGAUGCACUAAGGGCCAAGCGAAACCAGGAGGAAGCUGAGAGGGAAUGGAGACGAAAGGAGAGAGAGGAAGCUGAGAAACAGAAACAAACUGAAGAAAUGCUACGUCAAGCACGAGAAAACCAAGUAAAGAACAAGGAGCAUUUCCUGGCCGUCCAGGCUAAGAGGGACCGAGCAGAAUUUGAACGUGUCUUACGAGUGCAAAAAGAGCAAAUGCACAAAGACGAGGAAGCUGAACACGUGUCUCAGGUCCGCCGCCACCAAUAUGCCGACGAGGUCAGACAGCAGAUCAGAGAGAAAGAGAAGGAGAGGGUGAAAAACAGGAACGCCUUCUUUGAGGAGGGGAUCAAACUCGACCAGGAAGCGAAGGCCAGACGACAAAAACUCGACGAAAUCAAACGACGCAAGCUUCACGAGCUCAAAGACGCUGGAGUACCAGACAAGUACUGCAACGAAGUCGCACGACGAAUCGAGGCCCCGCCGCCAUCGCUAUCCAGAUUAUACUAGAAGCUACUAGAUAUCCAAUAUAAACAAUGUCACAUAUCAAUCUAAUAGAAGGAUUUUAGCUAAAUUUGAAACAACUGAAGCCUUAUUUAUCGGGCUAAUACUUGUACAUGGGUAGCAUUCCUUUUUUGAUGCUUUUAUUGCCUAUUGGGUUUCAUCUGUUCAUUGUAUAGUAUGUCCUAUUUCUUGAUUGUAAAUAGCCGUGGAAGGAAAUCUAGUUGAGCAGUUCUCUGUUAAGAGUGAAAAAUAAAAGUCUUUUUUAGAAAA